Molecule: messenger RNA, 2373 nt
Organism: Closterium sp. Yama58-4
Lineage: Eukaryota; Viridiplantae; Streptophyta; Zygnematophyceae; Desmidiales; Closteriaceae
Source: the annotation of a GenBank genome assembly
AUGACACGCAGCAAAAACUACAACCAAUACCGGGGAGUGAGGAAGCGAGGGGAAUUUCGUUUUAUUGCAGAGAUUAAAGACACCAAUAGUGGGGUUCGCAGGUGGUUGGGCACGUUCCCUUCUGCAGAGGACGCUGCUAGGGCGUUUGAUGAAGCUGCUGUGAAGAUUCGAGGAGCAAAGGCGAAGCUUAACUUCCCUGGACGGUGUCUUCAGAAAGGGGGAGGGGUAAUAGUACCCGGCUCGCAUCCUGCAGCCUCAUUGGGUGCAGCGACUAAAUUGGAAACAGAAGGAGAGGUUGCAGGGCAGGAUGGCGGAGAGGCUGGCAUGGGAGUGCAAACAGGUGGGGUGUUAACGCAGGUUAGGGAGGACAGUAGUAUCAGGAGCUGCGGAGGGAAAGGGAAGGAAGUACUAGGAUAUGAUGAAGAUACUGCAGCCAGGGGACUGGUGAGUGAAGGUGUGGGUCAGACGAUGAAGAGAGUGGAGAGAUCUAGGGAAGUAACUGGGGCCUUUGCGGUGCCUCACAGGCUGUUCGGAGAGGGAUCAAGUAGUGCAGUGGCGGCGAGCUUUGCAGCGCCUUGGAGGCCAUUUGGAGGGGGAACAAAUAGGGCUGUGAAAGAAUCAAUAGGCGAUGCAGGUGCUCCGGUAGGUGGGGAAGGCGGAGGAGGGGGAGGAGGAGGAGGAGGAGGAGGAGGAGGAGGAGGAGGAGGAGGAGGAGGAGGAGGAGGAGGAGGAGGAGGAGGAGGAGGAGGAGGAGGAGGAGGAGGAGGAGGAGGAGGAGGAGAGGACGGGUACGAGGAAGGGGACGAGGAGCUGCCAAGUGCUAUGGUGGUACCUGAAUCGGAUCUUAACAGGCUUGAGGAGUUGGGAUUUGAGGAGAUGGGAUUUAAGGGGUUGGCAGAAGGUGAGAGGGAGUGGACCUCCGAGCUUGCGGAGCAGUUUGCUCAGCAGCUGGGGGGGAUUGAAGAAACCAAUUGGGAUGGAGGGAGUGGUGUUGGUGCUGGAAAGGGCAAGGAGGCAGUGGAAGAUAGGGAGAUGUCUCUGGGGGAAGAAAGGGAGAUGUCUCUGGGGGAAGAGAGGGAGAUGUCUCUGGGGGAAGAGAGGGAGAUGUCUCUGGGGGAAGAAAGCAGUGGAAGCAGAGAUUCUGAUGGUGGGGAAGGGGCGAUGGAGGAGGAGGGUGCGGCGAGGGCGGGCACGGGAAUAGAUGAGCGUUUGGCUGGCCUUGUUCCUACUGACGAUGAGGUUGCAAUGGUGAUGGGAAUGCAGGCCACUAUGGGAAGCAUAGGUGGUGUGGGUGGUGUGAUCGGUGCAAGUGGCGCUGACGUUGCUGGUGGUAUGGGUGUUGUCGGCCCGGUUGAUGGUAGAGCUGCUACAGCUGCCAAUGUGGGUAGUGGGAAUGGCUUAAACACUACCUUAAACGUUGCUGCCGGUGUUGUUGAUGGCGCUGCUGGUGUUGCACCUGUUGGUGGUGUGGAUGGUGCAGCUGACGUUGCUGGUGGUGCUGGUGUUUCUGGUGGUGCUGGUGUUACUGGUGUUGUUGCUGCUCCUGUUGUGGCUGGGCUGGCAUCCCCAGCCUUCUCUCCCAGACCAAGAUCAACUCCUCCACUGAACAGGGUGAGGCGAUCACAGUCGCAUGAACAGGGACCAAUGGGAGCUGGGCAGCUGGACAGGCAACUGCUGCGUUCGUCAACAUUCGAGCCAAGAUUUCCAGUCAGCAAGUAUGCCCAAGAGCUGCACAAACGACUGGAGAAGCACCCAUGGAGACUUUCCAGGAGCUUCGAUGGUACGACCAGCUUGCGUGGAUACAGCAACACAGAGAAGAGCGGCGUCGAUGACUUGGAGCAUGAUGCCUCUAGGAGAGCCAGUGGCUGUAAUGCUGGCAACAGACGAGGAGACGUCUUCAUGCAGCAGUCUGCACCACAAGGCUUCAUACCUGCUGAUGCUGGUCCUACUGACCAGCCUAGUGCUGAGCAGCCCAGUGCUGAGCAGCUGUACGGUGCCGAGCAGCUGUACGGUGCCCAGCAGCAUAUCAUGGCAGACUUGACCCUUUCUCUGCCUCACCUCUCAGCGGACCAGUUGCUCCUGAGAGAUGCUGAACACUCUGGAUUUGCCCCCUGGGGCCUCAUCUCCCCGUUGUCUCGCAUCGAGGGGGCAGCCUGUCACGAUUUUCAGAACCAAGCCAAUUAUGUCCCCUCGAUGACGCAUUUGGGAGCAACAGGUGCAGGCUUGGGGAUUGGGGGACAGGCAACUGAUGCAGGAGGCUUGUUGCAUACAGGGAAUUUCGAACAUUUAGGGGUGAUUACCCCUAGUGCUGGAACGUACACCGUUGAUGCACUAGAGAUGUUCUUGAUGGAUAAUGGGGAGCACCGGGCAUAA